Molecule: messenger RNA, 724 nt
Organism: Capsicum annuum
Lineage: Eukaryota; Viridiplantae; Streptophyta; Magnoliopsida; Solanales; Solanaceae
Product: 16.9 kDa class I heat shock protein 1
Exons: 2
Coding region: 58-573 (171 amino acids)
Biological process (GO): response to heat; response to hydrogen peroxide; protein folding
Source: RefSeq, a predicted model, not a curated record
UCAGUAGCAAGAACAAAGUGGAAGAAGCAGCAUUAUUUAGUUAAAAAAAUUAUUAUUAUGGCAUCAUCAAUAGGGACAUGGAUGGGUGGUGGUGGUGGUGGUGGUAGUGGACGUCGUACAGAUGUUGGGUUUGGCAGUCCAUUUUCUUCAGAUAUAUGGGAUCCAUUGGGCUUGGGCUUUGGUGGUGGAUUAGGCUUGAGGCCUGGUGCUGGUGGGGAUGAUGAUGUUUCUGCUUUGGCCCAUGCUACUGUGGACUGGCGUGAAACUGAUAAAAAUCAUAUUUUUCGUGUUGAUAUUCCUGGGGUGAAGAAAGAAGAUGUGAAGGUGCAGAUUGAAGAUGACAACAUACUGGAGAUAAGUGGUGAAAGAAUAAAAGAAGAAGAAAAAGGCGACGACAAGUGGCACCGUGUGGAGCGUAGCCGUGGCAGCUUCCGUAGAAGAUUCCGGCUACCGGAAAAUGCUGACGUGGAAGAAAUAAGUUGUGGGCUUGAGAAUGGAGUUUUAACAGUGAAUGUGCCAAAGAAGGAAACACAAGAGGUUCCAAAAAAUGUUAAGUCUAUAGAUAUUGCUUAGAUUACUACUGCUAGUUUGCCUUUUGUAUGUGUCCUUGUGAAUAGUACGUGUGUAAGUUUACAUAGUGUAUGAAGGGCCUUUAAAUAAGUGACGUUACUAUGUGUUAUUAGUUGUAUGUACAAAUAUGAACAUCUGCUUUUGAAGUUUCCCG